GAUUUUUAAUCGUUUAAAAUUGCCUGGGCGAUUAAUAACACACUUUCUGUGCUGUGACAGCCUCAGAACACAUUUAUUUUUGCUUCACUCGGACAGCAACGUUCAGCUAACUGAAGACAGGUUUGGGACCCCACCCACCACCUACAUGACAGCUAUCUUAGCUAACGUUAACUUACCGUUAUUAAACUAGCAAAAGACCGAGGCAAAAAAUAUGGCUAACUUUAACUUGAACUCAUGUUUUUCUUUCUCACCCUGCCAUUCGGUGAAAGCACAACUUUUUUGGGCCAUGCUGUCGAAGUUUCCCGGAGCAGCUGAUAAAAACUGUAAAUAAAGCUAGCAAUGCUAUGUUGCUAACAUGGGACGGAUAAAUAAGAGUCCUAGCCUUAACAGGUGUCGGAUACCUCGUCUGUACCGCGGGUAUAUUCUUCAAAACAUUACAACAACAAUCAGAGAUUUCAGCUAUGGAUCCUACAUUAUCGGAUGAUGCUGCUCAUUAAGUUACUACUACAAGCGUGGACGUGGAGAAAGUAAACACAAACACGAGUGGAGUGUCUCCUGUGACAGAUGUCAGAGUUCAGUGGAGGAUGAAGGUCAAUGGAAAAUGACUUUAUUACUGGUGUCUUGGAUCAUCAUGGAGUCAGUGGACACAUGAGGGGACCCUCAACAACCUCAAGAGAGGAGGAGGCGGGACUCAGUUGUGGGGUUGUUUGCUGAUGUUUCCGGGCUGCUGUCAGUCAAAUCUGAAUAAAUCACACCCUCACAGUGCUGAUGAAGCAGUUGGUUCUUGGGCAAAGUCACGCCAACUUCACCUUCAGCAAGAGAACAUCACCUGAACUCAACAGAGACCAAGACCCUCCUUCACAGAAGAACUUGGCUCUCCAAACAGGGAGUUUGAUUCAGAACACCAAACUACCCAUCAGCCGCUUUAUUCCUCUUUCAAAACAGGGACUCAUGGAAGUACUAGGAAGAAACUCCCAGUCACACUCCAACCCAUCCUUAAAGAUAAAGCUCCGUCCCGUCAUGAAAGUCCAUGGAACAUCCAAAGUCUCCAGGAUGUUCAGCUGGGGGGACUUUUACUCAAACAUCAAGACUGUCAAACUCAAUUUGCUGAUAAUGGGCAAGAUUGUGGAUCAUGGGAACGGCUCUCUUGGAGUGUACUUCCGCCACAACUCCACAGGUGUGGGCAACGUCUCCGUCAGCCUUGUUCCGCCGAUGAAAGAGGUGGAGUUUGAUCUGGAGCGCCAAAGCGUGGUUAACCCCAAAGACUCAAAGACAUUCAACUGCAGGGUGGACUAUGAGAAGACGGAGCGCAACAAAAAGGUGAUGCUGUGUAACUAUGACCCAUCCAAGACGUGCGCUCAGGAGCAGAUCCAGAGCCACGUCACCUGGAUGUGCUCCAAACCUUUCCAGGUCAUCUGCAUCUAUGUGUCGUUCUACAGCACAGACUACAGACUGGUUCAAAAAGUAUGUCCAGACUACAACUACCAGAGUCCAGGAGCCUACCCGCCCACAGGGUGACCAGAGGUCAAGGACACUAGUGGAGAAUAAUAUCUCAAUAAAGAGAAAUCCAGUGUGAGCAGCUAUGAGCAGUUUUUAAAAGGCUUGCAAAGCUUAGCAUUUCUCUAGAGAAUAUCUUUGUCUUACAGUUUACCCAAUACUGUGAAGUAUGUUUCUAGUCUAAUAUCCUGCUUGUUGUAGACUACAAGAAUUAUAUUACACUGUUUUAAUGAAAUGCAUAUAAUCGGGGCUGCAACUAUUAUUUCAUGAUCAAUUAUUGUGAUUACUUUUUACAUUAUGUAUUAAUCAGUUGUUUAGUUUUGUGGACAGAAAGUUGUGAAAAACGUUACUUUCACAUAAGACAAA
Molecule: messenger RNA, 1863 nt
Organism: Epinephelus lanceolatus (giant grouper)
Lineage: Eukaryota; Metazoa; Chordata; Actinopteri; Perciformes; Serranidae
Source: RefSeq, a predicted model, not a curated record